CCCGGACCGCCUUCCCUCGCGCUCCCCAAAACCUUCCGUCCUCCUGUUCUUUCUUCCCCGUUCCCUCGUCCGCAUCCCUCUCUUCUCCAUCUCACAAACUCCCAUCCGCAUCUCAACGCAACAACAGUCUUCUUUUUCGGUUCACUCCAGAAAAGGACCUCAACCCUGCGUUUCUCUCCCCACGGUCUUUCUAUCCUCCUUUUGACACUUCGCUUACGCGAAGAUCAACAACUGCCCUCAGACACUUGCACACUCUCUUCACCUAGCAAACAUGUCCUACGGCGGCGGAUACGGCGGCGGCGGUCGCGGCGGCGGUGGCGGCUACGGAGGAGGUGGUGGUGGCUACGGCGGUGGUCGCGAUCGCAGUGACAGAGGUGGUCGCGAUGGCGGCUACGGCGGUGGUGGUUUCAACGGUGACAGCAACGGCUACGGUGGUGGCGGUGGUGGUUACGGUGGUGGUGGUUACGGCGGCGGCGGCGGCGGCGACCGCAUGAACAACCUUGGCGCCGGUCUUCGCACGCAAGAAUGGGACAUCAACACGAUGCCCAAGUUCGAGAAGUCUUUCUAUAAGGAGCACGAUGAGGUCGCCAACCGCAGCCCCGAGGAUGUCGAGGCCUUCCGCCGCAAGCACCAGAUUGCCAUUGCUGGCAGCGAUGUUCCCAAGCCUGUCGAGACCUUCGACGAGGCUGGAUUCCCCAGAUAUGUCAUGGACGAGGUCAAGGCCCAGGGCUUCCCCGCUCCCACCGCCAUUCAAUCCCAGGGUUGGCCUAUGGCUCUUUCCGGUCGCGACGUCGUCGGUAUUGCCGAGACUGGUUCCGGAAAGACGCUUACCUACUGCCUUCCCGCCAUCGUUCACAUCAACGCCCAGCCCCUCUUGGCCCCCGGCGAUGGUCCCAUCGUCCUGAUCCUUGCUCCCACCCGUGAGCUUGCGGUCCAGAUUCAGCAGGAGAUUUCCAAGUUCGGCAAGUCUUCCCGCAUUCGCAACACUUGUGUCUACGGUGGUGUCCCCAAGGGCCCCCAGAUCCGCGACCUCUCCCGCGGUGUCGAGGUCUGCAUUGCAACUCCCGGACGUCUCAUCGACAUGCUCGAGGCUGGCAAGACCAACUUGCGUAGAGUCACCUACCUGGUUCUCGACGAGGCUGAUCGCAUGUUGGAUAUGGGUUUCGAGCCCCAAAUUCGCAAGAUUAUCGGCCAGAUUCGCCCCGACCGUCAGACCCUCAUGUGGUCCGCCACUUGGCCCAAGGAGGUCCGCGCCCUUGCCUCCGACUUCCUCACCGACUUCAUCCAGGUCAACAUCGGCUCCAUGGAGCUGGCUGCCAACCACCGCAUCACCCAGGUUGUCGAGGUGGUCAACGAGAGUGAGAAGCGUGAUCGCAUGAUCAAACACCUCGAGAAGAUGAUGGACAACAAGGAGAACAAGGUUCUCAUCUUCGUCGGCACCAAGCGUGUUGCCGACGAGAUCACUCGCUUCCUUCGCCAGGAUGGAUGGCCCGCGCUUUCCAUCCACGGUGACAAGCAGCAGAACGAGCGUGACUGGGUUCUGGACCAGUUCAAGACGGGCAAGAGCCCUAUCAUGGUCGCUACCGACGUCGCGUCGCGUGGUAUUGAUGUUCGCAACAUUACUCACGUGCUGAACUACGACUACCCCAACAACUCGGAGGACUACAUCCACCGUAUCGGCCGUACCGGUCGUGCUGGUGCCUUGGGUACCGCCGUUACCUUCUUCACCACUGACAACUCCAAGCAGGCUCGCGACCUCGUCAACGUCCUCAGGGAAGCCAAGCAGGAGAUCGAUCCUCGUCUUGCUGAGAUGACCCGCUAUGGCGGCGGUGGUGGUGGUGGUCGCUACGGCGGCUGGGGCCGUGGCCGCGGUGGUGGCCGUGGCGGUGGCGGUGGUCACAAUUCUAACAACGCCCCCCUAGGUGGUGCCCGACGCUGGUAAGAACCUUGCCUAUUGGUUUAUUCCAACGGCUCGGUAAUUCAUCAUCAUGCGGCGGCAACUUGCGCAAUUCAUCAUGCAACAUCGGCGUUCACGUAGACGGGAGGGUUUAGAUUCGAGGUACACGGGGAUACCGUGCCUAUGGCCCCUUCAGUCUGGUAUUUUCCCCACGACUUUUUUCCUUUAUCGUGUUUCUGUAUUUGCCCAUAUCGGUUUUGGGACUGUGUGCGAUAUCAUCUUUCAGGCAUGGCCAAACGUGGAUCAGGUUGAACAAAAGUUUAAGAGGCAACGAGUACGACACGACGAACGGUGUCGGGGAUAGCAUUAGAGACCUUCGUUGGGUCCAGUUACUUGCUCGACAGGUGAAGACGGCAUUUGAUAGAUGACUGUGUAUACCAGGCACUGGCCCUGUCGAGGGUGUCGGUAGUAAUAGGUCAACCAUUCUACGAUGCAACACUUGUGUUUG
Messenger RNA from Colletotrichum destructivum, 2405 nucleotides. Its product is annotated as Putative ATP-dependent RNA helicase DEAD-box, Helicase superfamily 1/2, ATP-binding protein. The transcript is spliced from 7 exons. Bases 272 to 1942 code for a protein of 556 amino acids. Gene Ontology annotation, cellular component: ribonucleoprotein complex; nucleus; cytoplasm. Gene Ontology annotation, biological process: rRNA processing. Gene Ontology annotation, molecular function: RNA binding; RNA helicase activity; ATP binding. The record is from RefSeq and is a predicted model, not a curated record. NCBI's taxonomy places the organism in Eukaryota, Fungi, Ascomycota, Sordariomycetes, Glomerellales, Glomerellaceae.